AUGAGUCUCCGAGGAAGAGAGUACCACUAUUACUACGAAGACGAAGAAGACGAAGAACUUGAUACAGUCUCACGGGCGUCUGAACCCCGAUCUUCAAACGGUGGAAGUUACUAUAUUAAACGCUACGUCAUUGCGCCCGACUCCCGUUCCCACCGAGACGAUUCUGGAAGCGAGAUCUUGCCCCGCCGCCUUAGUACGAUGGACCGUCGCCAGGAGUAUGAAUAUGUUGACAUCGACCGCGAAUCUGAGGAGUACACAGCGUAUCGGGGGUCAACCUAUUCUCCCCAUGAGGAUGAAUACCAGGUUGUUCGUCAUCAUUCUGAUGGCAUAGAGGAUCGCACUGUGUUCCAUCGAUCACCCCAUGACACUGAUUACUGGUAUGAGCGCCGCAUUCGAGAAUAUGAUGAGGACCCCCGAGACUACGAUGACCGCUACUCGGACCGCUAUUCAGAUCGUUAUUCGGAUAGUCGAUCAAGCCUAGGACAUCGUCGUCGACAUCAUCGCCAUGAUCGCGAUUACGAAAGCGACGACGAGCAUGAUCAUCAUCGUAGGCACAUGGCAGAAGGCGCUCUUGCCGGUGUCGGUGCCGCAGAGUUAUGGCGGCGCAAUAGCAGAAAGGAUCACGGCAAAGAACAUUCUGGCACUCUUUCACGCCUAACGAAGGACCUUGGCGCUGGGGCAGUGGGCGCAUAUGCUGUGGACGCCAUAUCCAGACACCGAAGCAAAUCUCGUCGUCGCGCUGACUCUCUAGAUCGUGGACGUGAUCGCGAGCAUUACAGCCAUAGGCAUCGAUAUCAUAGCAAACAUCAUCGCAGCCGGUCUCGCCGCCAUCGUUCUCGUUCCUCUUCAUCUCAUUCGCGUACGAAGACGCUUGCUGGCCUCGGGAUAGGCGCAGCUGCUAUUGCUGGCGCCGUAGCAAUCGCCCAUAAGCAUGCAGAGAACAAAGCAGAGAAAGAAAAUGCACCUAAGUCUGAGAAACAUCGCGGCCGAAAGAGCCACUCCCGACACCGUCGUCACCGCCGGGAUUCACAGUCUACCCAAUCUUACUCAUCUGACACAGAAGAUUCGGAACAGCGACGCAAAAAGUCUUCUGAGCAUCGCAAUCAGCGGAUGGCUGAAGCCGGUCUUGCCGGUGCUACAGUAGCGGGAAUUGUUGAACAUGCUCGCAGCAAGUCACGCUCCCGCAGAGGCCAUCGUUCCAGGUCUCGUUCUCACAGCCGAAUCAGGCAGGGUAUACCCAUUGCUGCUGCAGGACUGGGUAGUGCAGCUAUUGCUGCAAUGUAUGAGAACAACAAGCAGAAAAAAGCUGAAAAGAAACAUGAAAUGGAGAAAGAAGAACGACGUCGCUCUCGUUCGCGCUCCCGACAUCGACGAUCGCAGUCAACUUCAUCGUACUCAGAUGCCACGCGAAACAUGGCAGGUCUUGACAUCAACGACAGAUCUCAACCUCCAGAACUAAUUCAGUAUGGCGACGAUCCUGUCUACGGUCGUAUCCCGGCCGCAGAUUAUUAUGGCCGCCCUGAUCAGCCUCGGCUAGAAGAGCCAUCACGCAGACGCAAGAGUCGCAACCGCUCGAGGCAUGACUCUUACAGCGAUUCAACCGAAUACGCUGGGUCUGAUAGUGAAGAGCGACGCCGAAGAAGGAAGGAUAAGAAGGACAGACGUGAAAACCGUUCACGUAGCCGUCAUGGAAAUGGAAAUCUUGCCGCAGGGCUAGCUGCCGCUGGCCUAGCUGCGGGAGCUGGCUAUGCAGGACACGAAUAUGCAAAACACCACCGUGAUCAGAAGCAUAGCAAUGGCCGUGCCGAAUAUGAUAGAGACUACCGUGACCCAUAUGAAGAAGAAUAUCCGUCCCCUCCUGGCCCACCUCCGGGGCCUGCUUCAUAUCAACCCCCAGCAGCGCAGGAGUACUAUGGUGUUCCUCCUCCUUCAGGACCACCUGGGGGACGGGGAUAUCCUCCUCCACCAGGGCCUCCACCUGGGCCAGGUUACUUUGGUGGUCCAGGGCCAGGGGGCCCUCCAGUAUAUCGGGGAGAUGAGAAUGUUCCACAGCCAUCUCGCCAACACCAGAAUGGAUACGGAGAAAAAGGAGUAGAGGGGAAUGGAACUUCAGAGAGAUCCUUAUUUGAAUCGCCUCCGUUAAGCCCAGUUCAAAAUUAUAAUCGCCCGUUAUCUGAGUUUUCAUCGUCCUCGUCACUGCCUCUGCCGCACUCUCACGAGCCAAAGAAUGACAAGGUACCUACCCGUCGGAAGUCUGUCCAGUUUAACCUUCCAUCAUCUUCCUCGUGCGACGGGUAUGAAAGUGACGACAACGAUUCUGCUUCUGAUUCCGAUGCAACAAUUGAUCACGACAGACGAGUUCAUACUAAAGAUCACCGUUACUCCAAUUCUCCUUCUUCUUCGCAUCAUUCCGGUGACCGUGGGUAUUACACUGAUAGCAACAGCGUGUCAUCAGCUUCCUCCCUUGCCACAUCCGAUUCCACUUAUGAGCAUUCCCGUCGCUCCGAACACUAUGAUCCUUCUCCUGAGUAUCACAAACCACCAAUACAUUCCCAGCGCGAAACCGACCCUGAUUCCGACUCUACUAUUGAGCUGCCUCCUAGAUUCGAUGAACACGGUCGGUUACUUGAUAGAUCACCUCCACGCCGGCCACCUUUUCUCGGAGAGAGAGGGUUGGUUUGA
Trichophyton benhamiae CBS 112371 is the source of this 2682-nucleotide messenger RNA. RefSeq lists its product as uncharacterized. The transcript has 5 exons. Lineage: Eukaryota; Fungi; Ascomycota; Eurotiomycetes; Onygenales; Arthrodermataceae. Bases 1 to 2682 code for a protein of 893 amino acids. The record is from RefSeq and is a predicted model, not a curated record.